Peromyscus californicus insignis is the source of this 2225-nucleotide messenger RNA. RefSeq names its product aquaporin 11 (gene Aqp11). Bases 231 to 1046 code for a protein of 271 amino acids. Gene Ontology annotation, biological process: transmembrane transport. The record is from RefSeq and is a predicted model, not a curated record. Gene Ontology annotation, cellular component: cytoplasm; membrane. Gene Ontology annotation, molecular function: channel activity. Lineage: Eukaryota; Metazoa; Chordata; Mammalia; Rodentia; Cricetidae. The transcript is spliced from 3 exons.
CGCCGGUACCCAGGGACAGCUCCCUCACCGCCUCGCCUCCCCCCCUCCCCGGCUCCGAUCACAUCUCCACAGCGCAGCCGGGGAGGGGAGGAGCCCUCCAGCGCGGAACCGGGGCUCUCUGCUCGGCCCGCCCUGAGGGGCGUGGGAGGGCGGAGCCGCGGACUUCGGACUCCGGCCCCCGACGCUCGGCUUUCCCUGACGCCCUCAGCUAUCCCUGGCCAAAGGGAGCCAUGUCCGCGCUCCUGGGGCUCCGGCCCGAGGUGCAGGACACCUGCACCUCGCUGGGGCUGAUGCUGUUGGUCGUGCUGCUCAUGGGGCUGGCCCGCGUGAUCGCCCGGCAGCAGCUGCACAGGCCCACGGCCCACGCCUUCGUCCUGGAGUUUCUAGCCACCUUCCAGCUCUGCUGCUGCACCCAUGAGCUCCAACUGCUGAGCGAGCAGGACCCCGCGCACCCCACCUGGACGCUGACACUGAUCUACUUCUUCUCCUUGGUGCAUGGCCUGACCCUGGUGGGCACAGCUAGCAACCCGUGCGGCGUGAUGAUGCAGAUGAUUCUGGGGGGUAUGUCCCCCGAAACGGGUGCCAUGAGGUUGUUGGCUCAGCUGGUUAGCGCCCUAUGCAGCAGGUACUGCAUAAGCGCCCUGUGGAGCCUGAGUCUGACCAAGUACCACUUCAACGAGAGGAGCUUAGCUUGCAAGAAUCCCAUCCACACGGACAUGUCCAAAGCGAUCAUCACAGAGGCCAUCUGCUCCUUUAUUUUCCACAGCGCUCUACUGCACUUCCAGGAGGUCCGAACCAAGCUUCGCAUCCACCUGCUGGCUGCACUCAUCACCUUUUUGGCCUAUGCAGGAGGGAGCCUCACGGGGGCGCUGUUCAACCCAGCUCUGGCGCUCUCUCUGCACUUCCCCUGCUUCGAUGAGAACUUCUACCAGUUUUUUGUAGUAUACUGGCUUGCCCCUUCUCUAGGUGUGUUGCUGAUGAUCCUGACGUUCAGCUUUUUCCUUCCAUGGCUGCAUAACAACCAAAUGACUAAUAAAAAGGAGUAACUACUCCCAAGGACUCAAACUGAGUCACAGGACAGUCAAGCUGGACAUGACAGAUGUGAUCACCUUUCAAACUCCAGCCGCACUGGACUUGUCACUGUUUCAACCUCCUUUGUGGAAGGUGUCUUAAUGUUUUCACUACCUGGACUUAAAAUGACUGUGAAAAUGGGGUGGCCUGUAUUUGUCAGUUAAGCUCAUUCUUUUGAGUGAUGUAUUAAAUGCUGCUAGAAAAGGCUCAUUCAUUAAACCUCUAUAAAUCCAAGGUGAUUACUCACUGUGAUGAAAACCAGAUGACCACAAAGUCAACUGGGGAAGGACAGCUGGUUGUGCAGGACCAAAGAAAUUCUGUGUUGUGUCCCUCUGAAUGAACUGGACUUCAAAGCUCACAGAGCCAGAGAAGGUGCUUUGCAGCCACAUCUUAGUGACACUAUCAAUCACGGCAUCUUUUAAUAGAAAAGCUGGUUUUAUAUCCACUCAUCUACAGGUUUCCCACUGGUUUGACACAGGGUCUCACUUGUGGCCCGAUGGCCUGAAGCUUCCUGUGUAGACCAGGCUGGCCUCAAACAUGCAAUGAUCCUUUUGCCUCUGCCUCCCAAGUGCUAGGAUUAAGGAGUGUGCUGCCACAACCAGGGUUUGUUUUGUUUUUGUUCAGGGGUAUGGGCUUUCAUGAUGUAGCCCAGGCUGGCCUUCAACUCACCAUCCUCUUGAGUGCUAGGAUUAUAAGUAGAUACUACCACAUCUGCCUCAGGCUUCCUAGAUUUUAAAUAUAUUCUAAUACCUAAAAUAUUUCUCUUAAGUAGACAAUUUCAGCUAAAUUGUCUUUAAUAGAAUAAACACCCCCACAGAGCCAAGAUUGCUCUUUUCACUUUCUCAAUUGCACUUGACAGCUACCUAGAGACACAGGUAGGUUUUCUUUCUAUGUUGCUAUAUUUCUGUAAUGAUAGACUGACAUGCUCAAUGACAUUAUAAUGACAAAAUGUGGAAAUGAAUUCCUAACCUCUAUUUUACAAGAUCAGAAGCUAAGCCUAGAGGUGUGCUUUGUGACCCUCACCCAACGUCAAAGAGGGAAAUGUAAUUCUACACUAACAUUUCGACAACAAAAAUUCUUUUCAGUCAUCACUGACUGGAGGAAAAGGUUCUGAAGAAAACAUUAAAUUCUUUUUUAAUAAAUUUAGAAACUAU